GCCGCAUCGAGAUGUCAGAAGAGGAGCAGAAGAACAGAUCCAAUUCCUCCACAUCCCAUCCUCUGCUUGAAAAUACGCCGCAUACGUCGCGUACCGUUUAAUCUGCAUCCGCUUUGAAUUCAUCAUCGCCUUCUCUAUCCGCUGAAUUGAUCCUUUCCACCGCCGGCUUAAAGCUUCCUACAAGGAGGGGUCGGUCUUGUCACCCAUAACCUCAAUUGAAGACAAGGAAACGAGCUACGGCAUUAUAGUCUAAUGAAAUAGAGUUCGUAGCCUCCCAAACAAAAAAUAAAAUAAAAAACCACCCUCAAAACCAAACCCAUAUCCAAAAUCCAAAAAACGAAUUAACAAGCCACAAAAAUGCCCAUCCCCCUCCACACCAUAACCAGCCUCCGCACCACCUUCUCCCCCUUCAGCCCCCUCUCAAAACCCUGCCGCCUCUUCGUCUCCCUCCUCCAGAACCCCUCCACCUCCUCCCCAGCCUCCCCCACUCACAUCAAGAUCGACAUCAAGCACCUGCCGCGCGGUUCCAAGCAGCUGCCGGAGAUGACGGUGGGGUUCAAGGGGGGGAAGGAGCUCAGGCUUGAGGUUGGCAGACUAGGGUUGGGGGUGCGGGAUGUGGUGGAGGAGGUAGGGAGGGUGGGGAGGGUGUUGGCUAAGGAGGCGAGUUUGAAGGGGUAGAGGGGAGGGGGGGGGGGGGACGUUUGGGCGUCCCGGGGGCAAGGGUGGGUGUUUUGCCUGUCUAUUUUUCUGUUGACGAGAUGGGAGGAGGGCUCUGUGUGGGCGUUGUGGAUUUGGUUUCUGUUACGAGUCUUCUGGGGACAAUGAUGGGGGAGGUAGGGUUUGUGUGAAGGCAGUGAGGGAGGGAGAGGAUAUGGAUUAAUAAACGUUGACGGAAAAGCUAGUGCAGCGUCUAUGAAAUGCAUAACUUGACGGGCAAGUCAGUGAUUGGGAGUCGACAUCAGUCAAGGACUGAUUUGUGCGGUAUCAAACCUGUGUAUAUUUGUACAUUGUAUUAUUUAUCCUAGACAUAGCGGGAUAAGGCGUCUGUGAUGCUCAUUUUUGUUGCACUGUUAUUGUACAAAUUUUGUUUUUUCGAUAUUUCCCAUCUCGUAUAGCAAUUGCUGCGUAAUUUGAUUCUACUUUCCACCGUCUUCGCCUUGCCAGCCAGGAAGGAUCAAGUUCUGUGUAUAGCAGAGCAUCAGGACAAAGAGUCACAAAACUUGCUGUAUUUAAAAGAGAGGGUUAUAUUUUUUUUAUAUAUAUUUUUUUGUAUUCAUGUCUAUUCAAGCCCAAAUAUGCAGGUGGUAUUUCGCCAUUAAAUAGCGCAGUCCAA
Blastomyces gilchristii SLH14081 is the source of this 1333-nucleotide messenger RNA. RefSeq lists its product as uncharacterized. The coding region runs from base 358 to 678 and encodes 106 amino acids. Lineage: Eukaryota; Fungi; Ascomycota; Eurotiomycetes; Onygenales; Ajellomycetaceae. The transcript is spliced from 2 exons. The record is from RefSeq and is a predicted model, not a curated record.